Messenger RNA from Mesorhabditis spiculigera, 1101 nucleotides. NCBI's taxonomy places the organism in Eukaryota, Metazoa, Nematoda, Chromadorea, Rhabditida, Rhabditidae. The record is from the annotation of a GenBank genome assembly.
AUGAUAGGUCUCUUUUUAUAUUUGCUCCUGAUUGUCGUCAUUUCAGUGGAUUCCCGGCCUUCUCUAACAGAUCUAGCCUGUGAAAGACGCCCCGAAUUACCGUAUUGUAAGGAGUAUCGCCGGCAAAAAGAUGCCAUUUCUGCAGAAAUCUCCGAUGAUAAGUUCAAAUCGAAUCGACCGAUUGAGAAGUUGGAGGGGUUUUUGAUAGAAGACUCGAAAGAGAAAGAGGAAGAAGAAGAAGUACAAACAUUAUCCCCAGUCGAAGACACAACCCCUUUUCCACGAUCAUUUCGAACGACACGACCACCACGACGACAACCCCAUAAUAUACUAUUCACCCUAUUCCCGACCCUUCAGAAAGAUCAUCGCGAAAAGAGAUAUUGUCCCGCCAAUCAGUAUACCUUCCAAGUGACUUGCGCGCCCCAAAAGAAACUGCGCUACGAUCUGCAGGUGUUCUGCCAAGAAUACGCGGACAUUUGCGGCGUCCCAAAUACAAAUCUCUACCCCUCGAGAACGGGCAGAAAUCCGGAAGAUGAGGGAAGACCCGAGGGAUACGGCCAAAAACAGAAAAAUGGCAAUUUCGGAAUGGGCAAUAGUUUCGCGUUUGGCACUGGAAUGUUGCCAGGGUUUUCUGUGGUCUCGUCGCAGGGUGCCGAUAUUGGCCACGAAAAUCUGCCAUUCUUCAAUCAAAUCGGCGGAAUGAUGAUCAAUAAUGGAAUGGAGAUUGGGGCAACUGGGAAAAGAAUUGGACAAGGACCCGCUAGGACAAUUGAUGCACUCGAUAGAGGUUUCCCAACCGGAAAUGCUGUAUUUGGUGGCCCGGGUGCCGAGCCGUCAUCGGCUGAUCGGCGUGCCACCGGGGAAUUCCUCCGUUCAUUCGGCAUUCCAAAUGUUGCUGGCCUUGGAAAAAUCCUAAAAUCCCUAAAUCCGCCCCGUCCUCGUAAACAGCUAUCGCGCGGAUUGGGAUAUGAACCGGGCUAUGGAGCCCUCAACAAAAAGGCGCCAUUUGCUAGUGGAAAGGUUGACCACGAUUCCGUCAAUCUGCCCGGAGGUAUCGGCGAUUUCGAGAUCAACAAGGGAGUCGGAUUUGGCGUCGGAAAA